AGACUCGUGAUCCUUCCGCCGCUUCCCUUCUUCAUUGACUCGGAAAAAAAAUCCCCGAGGAAAAUAUAAUAUUCAAAGUACUUAUUUUCAAUCAAGUAUUUGCCCCCGUUUCACGUGAUAUAUAUUUUUUAGGACCUCCCCACCCAUUUCUCCCCUCCAAGGAAAGGGAGAGGAAAGAAUUGUAUUUUUUCCCAGCCCCCAAUCAUCUAUAUGUUAAAUAUCCGUACUGAUCUGUCUUCAAGGAGAAAUACAUCGCUCGCCUUUUUUUAUAGCUAUACAAAAGGACUGAAAAGCCAAGAGGACGAAAUCUUUUUCUUUUUCCUGUGGAAGAACUUAAUGCUGCGUUUAUCACUAACCUAACACCCCAACAUAAAACAAAAGGAAGAAAAGGAGGGAGGAAGGAAAAGAAGGUGAUUCGGGAAGAGAGUGAUCAUGUCAGGGCGGCCCAGAACCACCUCCUUUGCGGAGAGCUGCAAGCCAGUGCAGCAGCCUUCAGCUUUUGGCAGCAUGAAAGUUAGCAGAGACAAGGAUGGCAGCAAGGUGACCACAGUGGUGGCAACUCCUGGGCAGGGUCCAGAUAGGCCACAAGAAGUCAGCUAUACAGAUACUAAAGUGAUUGGAAAUGGAUCAUUUGGUGUGGUAUAUCAAGCCAAACUUUGUGAUUCAGGAGAACUGGUGGCCAUCAAAAAGGUAUUGCAGGAUAAGAGAUUUAAGAACCGAGAGCUCCAAAUCAUGAGAAAGCUAGAUCACUGUAACAUAGUCCGGUUGCGUUAUUUCUUCUACUCAAGUGGUGAAAAGAAAGAUGAAGUCUAUCUUAAUCUGGUGCUGGACUAUGUUCCGGAAACAGUAUACAGAGUUGCCAGACAUUAUAGUCGAGCCAAACAGACGCUCCCUGUGAUCUAUGUCAAGUUGUAUAUGUAUCAACUGUUUCGAAGUUUAGCCUAUAUCCAUUCCUUUGGAAUCUGCCAUCGGGAUAUUAAACCACAGAACCUCUUGUUGGAUCCUGAUACAGCUGUCUUAAAACUUUGUGACUUUGGAAGUGCAAAGCAGCUGGUCCGAGGAGAACCCAAUGUUUCGUAUAUCUGUUCUCGGUACUAUAGGGCACCAGAGUUGAUCUUUGGAGCCACUGAUUAUACCUCUAGUAUAGAUGUAUGGUCUGCAGGCUGCGUGUUAGCUGAGCUGUUGCUAGGACAACCGAUAUUUCCAGGGGACAGUGGUGUGGAUCAAUUGGUGGAAAUAAUCAAGGUCCUGGGGACACCAACAAGGGAGCAAAUUAGAGAAAUGAACCCAAACUACACAGAAUUCAAAUUCCCUCAAAUUAAGGCACAUCCUUGGACUAAGGAUUCGUCAGGAACAGGACAUUUCACCUCAGGAGUGCGGGUCUUCCGGCCCCGAACUCCACCGGAGGCAAUUGCACUGUGUAGCCGUCUGCUGGAGUAUACACCAACUGCCCGAUUGACACCACUGGAAGCUUGUGCACAUUCAUUUUUUGAUGAAUUACGGGACCCAAAUGUCAAACUACCAAAUGGGCGAGACACACCUGCACUCUUCAACUUCACCACUCAAGAACUGUCAAGUAAUCCACCUCUAGCUACCAUCCUUAUUCCUCCUCAUGCACGGAUUCAAGCAGCUGCUUCAACCCCUUCAAAUGCCACAGCAGCCUCAGGUUGAAAACCCUUCUAACAGAAAAGGGAAUCAUGAUAAGAGUUGGACAAGAUGCAAAUGCUGGAGACCGUGGACAGACCAAUAAUGCCGCUUCCGCAUCAGCUUCCAACUCCACCUGAACAGUCCCGAGCAGCCAGCUGCACAGGAAAAACCACCAGUUACUUGAGUGUCGCUCAGCAACACUGGUCACGUUUGGAAAGAAAAUUAAAAAGAGAAAAAAAAAAAACCUGUUCAUUUUAGUGUUCAGUUUUUUUUAUUAUUAUUGUUGUUAUUAUUUAACCUUGUAAAAUAUCUAUAAAUACAAA
Messenger RNA from Camelus dromedarius (Arabian camel), 1970 nucleotides. It is a transcript of the gene GSK3B, whose product is annotated as glycogen synthase kinase 3 beta. Gene Ontology annotation, biological process: extrinsic apoptotic signaling pathway in absence of ligand; insulin receptor signaling pathway; protein phosphorylation. The record is from RefSeq and is a predicted model, not a curated record. Gene Ontology annotation, cellular component: axon; cytosol; glutamatergic synapse. Bases 433 to 1671 code for a protein of 412 amino acids. NCBI's taxonomy places the organism in Eukaryota, Metazoa, Chordata, Mammalia, Artiodactyla, Camelidae. Gene Ontology annotation, molecular function: protein serine/threonine kinase activity; ATP binding; tau-protein kinase activity. The transcript is spliced from 13 exons.